This is a messenger RNA of Mycena citricolor, 10804 nucleotides long. NCBI's taxonomy places the organism in Eukaryota, Fungi, Basidiomycota, Agaricomycetes, Agaricales, Mycenaceae. The record is from the annotation of a GenBank genome assembly.
AAGAAAAGUCACGCACCCUUGCGCUCAGAGAUUCCAUUCUUGAGGUCUCUUCUUCUUGAGGACCUCGCUCAACUCGGGUGGCGAUGCUUCCAGGCGAUAUGCAGCAGUGAAGACAGGCUUCGUCGGCGAAGAAGAGUGCGUCGCCAGCCUGGUAGACGAAUCGUGGCGUUGUUUCUGCGAGGUCGAUGCAUGGCCCAGUGAAGUGUUUGAGGUGUAUGAUGUGAAAGGGUCAUCGUGGUAGCUUCUGUGGACCGCAAGACCAGUACUGGACUUAAAUAGUGAGGACAGGCGCCUGUCCGUGAUGAGAAGCGGAGAUUCUGGCUGGCCUCGUGAUACAAGUGUCCAAGCAAGGCCCGAGCGCUCCGUUCAAAUGCAGCCCAGCGCGGAGAAAUCAUGGGGAAACAGAGAGGGUGGCACGAGACACGUUAGAAGUUGCAAGAAUACUAAAGAGAGGGGCGGAUGGGAUAUCAAGCCUGUCUUUGGUGAGGGCAUCGUGCUCUCCCUUGCAGCCUUACUCAGAGCACGUCAUGUUAUGCAUCUCCACGACCGACGCACCAGAAACGACUACCGAUCCCGGAUCGUUAUGGGCUGAUUGGUCUCCAUGAAACCCAGGAAAGACGAGGUCACUUGCGGUGCCGGGCAUGGAAUCAAAAUUUGAUUGCGAAUUAGUCGUCUUUCGAAGAUACGUCCACCAUCUCGUGGCCCCAGUGCCGCAAACCCCCUCUAAAACUCAACCUGGAGCUUUCAUCCAACGCCUCAUGCUCAAUUGCGGUUUCAGAUGUCCCAAUAUAUUCACAGUCCGCAUCCAAAACAACAGACUCCCGCAAUGCCGUCUUCUUACCCCAAUACCGUAAACGUCGCAGGCGUAAGCUCGACGAUGCUGGACGAGGUCAGCGACAUGGACCCAUGUCUGUGCUCUGGAACCUGCACAUGUGCCCACAGGCAACACGCUCAUCACUCCGUACCUUCUGCCAUCAGCACCAACACCAACGCCGUUGCCAGCUCCAGUACCGGGCUUCCGAUUAUCUCGAGCGCAUCUUCCUACACUACCAAAUCCUCAGCUCCCAAGCUGCCAUCCCUGAAAAUCAGACUUACGAUCCCUCCCAGUUUGCUCGACAAGCGACAACCCAGUGGCAGCUUCAGCCAGAGUCUCAAGAAGGCGCGAUCGGCCUCUGCAUCAAACGGCGCGGCGCUCCACGCCUUGUCCCGUCCAUCGAACCCUUCGUUCUCUCCGUACAGCCAGAUCGUUCCCAAACGAAGAGGCCGGCCUCCGAAAGCUUUGGCUGCAGCCCGCCAGCUUGGAAUCAACUCUUCUUCCGACGCUAUCUCGUAUUACAACUCGGCUCAAGCCGCACGCAAGCGAAAGAUCGCAGCAUCGAAAAAAUCGGCCGUCAUCAAAGGCAAAAGCAAGAAGAAGACCAGCGCGGCAAAGCGACGUCGCGUAGAAUCGAGCGACGAAUCUUCCUCCGAGCUCAGUGAUGUGGACACCCUAUAUCGCUUCGGUGUUAACGACACCGAUGCUCGAUCUGUCCAGUUUCCGACGUUCGUUUCUGCGUCUGCACUGUCGUCGUUGUCAGACUCGAGUGCUGAUUCGUCGUCGGAAUUUGAUACGGACUCUUCCGUAGAGGCUGAAGAGGAAAGCUUCAUUGUUGCUGAAGAGACGCAGAGGGGUCGUGGACACGGCCAGCCUCAACGGCGCAAUCCCAGUUGGGUGAUCCGCCCUCGCAAGCCGAGUGUCGGUGGGAGUGACAUGGACAUGGACAUGGACAGCGAUGCGACCGAGGAUGAGGACGAACAAGAUGAAGAACAGCAGACCGAAGCAGGGGACGACGACGACGAAGACAUGGACAGCGGUCUGCGUGUCGGUGCUGGUUACAUCGGUGUUGCUACAGGCUGGUCGGAGCCGGAGGACGAAGAAUCGAGUUUUGACGCGGAUCUCUUUUUCGCCAAUCUGACGGACUCGGAUGGUGACGAUAGUCAUUCCUCAGCUGGCGACGAAGAUGAAAGGGCAGACGACGGAGAUCAGUCAGAUCUCGAGGGCCUGGAUAUUGGGCUCGAACACCUUCCUUUCGAGUUGACCCAAGACUGGGACGGUCAGGUCAGCUUCUCCAAUGGUCUCGGCGAGGGCCGGGGGUUUCUGGAUGUUCAUUUCGAAAUGGCUUCUGAGCUGGUCCAGACCAUCAAUUCUCUCAAUCAAAUCAGCGAGGUCGAGGAGCCGAUGUCGACAGAGGAGGAAGUUGGCUACGAAGGCGGGGACACCACUGACGAGGAACUUGUUGGGGAAGACCAUCUCCCAAACGAACAAGCUAUGCGUCUGUUCAACCUUCCGUUCAGUGUGUCCUCCAUCAAUCCUCUGUCAACAAUGAGUCCCGCUGCUCGCGGUCGUCGAGUCAUCGUGACACGUGAUGCGACUCGCCCUGCGGACAUCUUGUCUAGUCGUGUUUUCUUGGACGAUUGGGAUGCGCCGGAUGAGAACGAUGCACCGCCCAGCAAUUCCUCGCGCAGCAACGGUCCUCGUGAAGGGCACUUCAUUCCUGUCGAUACACCGGUUGCCAUCAUAGAUGAUGCUCAUGCGGCAGUUCCUUCUCCUCAUCCGCGACCUCGUGCUCGGAGAGGUAGAUCAGUCUCGCAUUUCGGCCGGACCAGUCCUCGAUCCUCGCUUCCUCGGCAGCUUUCACUUCCGCCGAUCUCUCAGCCCUCCUUCCAGAUUCUGUCAUCCUCUGAGCUGACGACAUCUCCUGAACUGCAUCCUCAAACGAUGGAUCUGGACGAUGUCCUUGACACGGCAUUCCUCGACUCGGAUCCUUCUGAGGAGAUCGCACCCGUCUCGCCCACUGAGCAAGCCAGGAAACACUUGAAUCUAAGCCGUUGGGGAUGGGGCUCUGACACUGGUGGCUCGGCCGAGCUAGGCCAAGUCAUGAAGAGCAGUCCUUUGAGCAUGCUCUGGCAAGAUAAGGAUCUCACGCAGUCGCUUAAGUCGAAGGCGACACGGGCAGCGGGUGAUCGCACGCCUACCAACGCAAACGCAUCACCAAAGCAGCAGGACCAUAUCCCCAAUCAGCAUCGCAAGGAGACGCGUAAAGAACGCCGACUGAAGCAAAAGAAUCUCAGUCUGGGACACGAGCGGCCUCCCCACCAACAGCAUUACUUCCGCCAGCACCAUCCCAAUUCCAAGUCCCGCAGCGCAUCGCAUCGCCAGCGCUCCAACUUCAACAACUCACCGCCUGCCCAGAAUUUGUAAAUCCAGUACGCUGCCCACUCCUUCAUUCUGUCUCUUGUAUCCAACACGCACUGUAUCUGUGCACCAUUACCGUCCUCCGGAUAAUCUCUGCAUACCAUGUUCACUGUCCAUGUCUUGUUACUCAUGAAAUGAAAUGAUCCCAAUGAUGACUUUUAUUCUUAUGAUUAUAUGUAUCUAUUCUUAGUGGGGCCAGUAUGCAAUCACACCCCUCAUGUCCGCUACCACCACCCCAACAGCUGCACCAGAUGUGGCAACUACCUCCGCAGUCCCCGACUUCCUUCAGCGGGGAAUCCUACUCACCAAAAUAUCGGAAAAGUCGCGCAAACGAUUGCUCUUUCGCAUAGACCCAGAUGAAGGCCUGAUUCUGUAUCCUUCGAACAAGAAUGGGCUUGGUAUGCUCCAUCUCGUCCCCUUCGCUCCUCACCGACCCCUACAGUCCCCAUCGAGUGCAUCAAGGAGAUUAGGACCGGUCCCGACGCCGAAUCGUACUGUAUGCAAUUCCGUCACCCUCGCGACCAAUGGGACCGUUGGAUCACGAUCGUCUACGUCCUCAAGAACACGUUCAAAACGUUGCAUCUCGUGGCCGACACCAACGGCGAUCUCGUGAUUUGGCAGACUGCUGUCCGUGGGCUCUUUGACGUUCGCAGGGGUUUGAUGAAGGGCGUCGAUAACAGCGAGCUCCGACGAUCGGUUUGGGAGAGACAGUACUGGAAGGGAGCCGACAAGAGUGGCGACAAGACCCUCGAUUUGAACGAGAUCAAGGCCAUGGCGGUGCGAUUGAACAUCAAUUAUCCGAAAGGCGAACUGGAGAAACUGUUCAACCAAGUCGAUACUACGCAUCAAAAUAAAUUGAAUUAUGUCCAGUUCCAGCAGUUCGUGAAGCUUUUGAAGCGUCGGCCUGAAAUCGAGGCGUUGUUCAAGCGAAUGGCGGGUGAGAAGAAAUUGGAUCAUGCCGGGUUCGAGAAGUUCAUGAAAGAGACACAGAAGUCUGUGCUUAGUGCAAGCGAACUAGAGGCUGUUUUCGAGAAAUAUUCGACGCCCGCAGAAGAGCCACCGACUUCGCCAGAUGUUUCCCCUACUUCUCCCUCGGCUAUGCCCCAUUCGGCUCGGCUGAUGAGCUUGGAUCAGUUUGAGAACUUCCUCAUUUCUGAAGACAACGCAGUCACCCGGCCGGAAAUCAACGACAUGGCUCGUCCGCUGUCGGAAUAUUUCAUUUCGACAUCUCACAACACAUAUCUCGUGGGCAACCAGCUGAUGGGCGUCAGCACAGUCGAGGGCUAUAUCCGAGCGCUCUUAUGUGCCUGCCGCAGUGUGGAGCUUGAUAUCUACGAUGGGCCCACUGCGCCAGUUGUCUACCACGGGAAUACCUUGACAUCUGCCGUGUCUGUGCAAGAGAUAUGUGAGGCAAUCGCGAAAUAUGCGUUUGUUUCCUCGCCAUACCCGGUUAUGCUGUCUUGCGAGAUCCACUGUGGACUCAAGCAGCAAGAUAUGCUCGUCGACAUCAUGCUAAAGGCGUUUGGAACUUCCUUGAUCAAGCUUUCUCCUAACGAGAAGAUUGAAAUCAAGGCCCUCCCUAGUCCUGACGAUCUCAAAGGAAAGAUCAUGGUGAAGACGAAGAACCUGUACCUGGCGACUCAGCUGGAGUCAGUCAAAGAACACCAAAAGGCUGCCGAGAUGGCAGCUGCCAAAGCUGCGCAUCUUCCUGUCGAGGACUCCUCGUCCGACUCCGAGUCUGAGGAGGAGCAGUCGGAAGCUCAGCUGGUGAUGGAAGAAAUCGGUGCUGGGAUCAACGCAGAGAUGAGUGAUCUGAAGUCUGGUAUAUCCGACCUCAAAUCCAGGUGGAAGAAAAUGAAAAGCGCUGCCACCGGGAAGCCCCAGAAGCCAAAGCUUCCGAAGGUCCCGAUGUCGAUGGCACUGGCAUCCUUAUUGGUGUACACCGUGGGUGUCAAGUAUCGGGGCAUCAAACAAUCCGAGAUCUAUGCUCCAGAGCAGAUAUUCUCGCUGUCUGAAAGCCAAAUCAACAAGUUCCUGAAGGACGAACAAGAACUGGAAAGCCUGGUGCGACACACGCAGACACAUGUUGUCCGAAUCUAUCCCAAAGGGACCCGUAUUGAUUCUACCAACUACGAGCCGGUCCAGUACUGGGCAGCUGGAUGUCAAUUGGUUGCACUCAACAUCCAGACGAUGGACCUCGGAUUCAGGCUCAAUCAGGCCAUGUUCAUGAGAUGUGGCCAUCAAGGUUACGUUCUCAAACCACCGGCUUUGCGGGACCCGGAAUUCAAGCAACUCCAAAUUCAUACAAAACACUUUUUUGACGUCACGAUCAUUUCUGCUCAGCAACUACCGCGAGCAAAGGACAGCAGCGGCAAAGAGAGUGACGAGAAAUCCAUCAUCGAUCCCUAUGUCGAGGUCGUGCUCCAUAUCCCAGCCUGGUCCACAGACCCAUUCUUGCCCAAAGACAAGAAAUUCAAGCAUGUGGACCCUGCGGAUUCGAAUAAUGAGAGCGCGCUGCAUCGGCUCUCGUAUUCGACCGAGCCGGUCAAGAACAAUGGAUUCAAUCCCAUGUGGCAAGAAGAGUUUUGUCUUCCAUUCGAUUGCAUUGGAGGCCUGAAAGAACUGGUGUUUGUCGAGUUUAUCGUCAAGCAAGCCAAACAGAAAGCAAGCACUGAGCCCCUGGCGAGCUACAUGGCUCCGCUCUCAAGUCUAGAGCACGGAUUCCGCCACUUGCCGCUUCAUGAUGGCCAAUUAACUCAAUAUCUCUUUGCCACGUUGUUCGUGAACAUUAAUGUCCGCGACGUCGAGUAGAGCAUUUUUAGCUUAUGAAGGAAUUUACGAGUCGUUCAAUACGGUGAAGCGUGGUGAAACGUCGGCGACACUUGGCGACACGUAUGUAGGUAGUCUGAUGACCAAACGCGCUCAAUAUUGGUGGCUGUGCCACAUUCUCACUUCCUCCCGCCUCUUUGGCCACGCUUCAUAGCCAUGGCCGAAUACUCUUACGAUGAGUCGGGGUCGAUGGCAGCAUACUUUUUAAUUACCUUUCUUGCUCUAGUCCUCAUCCCCCUCACAUACUCUCUUUUACCGUCACCAACUAGUGCCAAAUCAUCCAACGCACAACCUUUAUGUCAAUGUGGCCCGUGUACUGCUCAGCGUUUACGCACGCGUCCCCCGAAGUUCCAAUUACCCGGGAAGAAAGUGUCUUUCGUCAUCCUCGGCUGGGGUGUGCUGGCAUUCGUUGCAUGGAGGGUCGCUGGUGCCAAGUCGGACACCGAGGUUUAUGAUCCAUUCGAGAUUCUCGGAAUCGCGCGCACUUUAACAGAGAAGGAGAUCAAGAGUCAUUACAAGAAGUUGAGCAAGCUAUAUCAUCCGGACAAGGUCAAGGCCACGGUGGAAGAGACUCUCGAAAUGAUCCAGGAUCGUUUCGUCACAAUAACCAAGGCAUACAAAUCACUCACUGACCCUGUCAUUCGCGAAAAUUGGGAGAAAUACGGAAACCCCGAUGGCCGGCAAGAGAUGAGCAUGGGUAUCGCCCUCCCCGCCUGGAUCGUCGCUGGAAGCAAUAACAUCUACGUGCUGGGCGCGUACGGAUUGAUUUUCGGUGGACUUCUUCCCUCGCUUGUGGGUCGUUGGUGGUUCGGAAAUCGGAAACGCACCAAGGAGGGCAUCCAAGCUGAAUCUGCCGCUGCAUUCUUCAAGGGCUUGACGGAGGAAUCGAAAGAAGCCGACGUCGUCCGGGUUCUCGCGUCAUCCUAUGCCUUUGAGCACGUUCCAGCGUCCAAGACUGGAACGCAAGAGGUCCAGGCGAAAGUCAAGGAAGUGCUCGGGGAUCAAGAGUGGGCUGCCAUCACAGGCGAGAGUGCUCAACAGAAGCGAGCCAUGGUUUUAUUGUAUGCAUAUCUUCUGCGACUUGACAUUGAUCCGGCACUAAGCAAAGAGCAAUCCGCGCUUGUGCUCCAGACCCCGCUUCUCCUGAAUGCCUUGCUCAUGAUGGCUCAGUCACGCAACUGGUUGACACCUUCUCUUGCGAUCAUGCGGCUUCAUGCAUUCAUCGCUCAAGCUUUGGCUCCAACGUCGAAACCUGAGAACCAGCUUGCUCAGCUUCCUGGUGUGAAGGUCGAGGAGAGUGGACCCAGUCAGGGCGAUUAUCCGGAAUUCGUCCAGUCGUUGCAGGCCAAGUCUGACGGUCGUGUCAGUGAUGUUCGCAAGGCUCUGAACCAAUGGGGUCGGGUUGAAGUGGUCGAUGUGGCUUUCCGAGUGAUUGGGGAACGAAUCAUUGUCCCAUCGUCCAUCGUCUAUCUUGUGGUCAAGCUGCGGGUUGUCCCUCCUGGCGCCGAGGUCCCCAAAAGUGAGGAGCUGGAUGCCAAUGAGACGAAGAAGCAGCUCCGGGCUUUGGAUGAGCGAGAGAAGACCUUCCUCAACUCGCGUAAGGAUGCGGAAGACUUGCUACCCGGACAAACUUUUUCCGGGGGUGCACACGCUCCCUUCUGGCCAGGGACAAGGAAGCCAAACUGGUGGAUCGUUCUCGCUGAUGACAAGUCGGAUCGCGUUGUCGUUCCGCCUCUGAAAGUAGCGGAAAUCCCGUUCCGGACGACCGGUGAUGCAUCCGACUUCCGAGCCUACAAAAUCCAGUUCCAGGCACCCCAGAACACGGGUUUACUCACAUGGCGGGUGUAUGUGAUCAGCGACACCUUCGUUGGAGAAGAGACACACAGGGACAUCAUCAUGAAAAUCGAUGAUGUGUCUGCAUUGACUGCUGACGAGCAAGGCGUCGAAGACGACAUCUCAGACCCAGAGGAGGAUUCGAUCGCUGGCCAGAUGGCCAUGAUGAAAGGAGGAAGCGUGAAACAAGCGGGAGAUGCCCGGGAUGAGGAAAGUGACGAAGAGAGCAGCACAGAUGACGACGAGGAUAGUGAUAGCAGUAGUGAUUCCGACAGCGACUGAAAAACUCUUCCUUUUUUGGGUCACAAGUGUAGUGGUGGUGUCUGUUUGACGCUGUUUCCAAGAGGUCACGACCAUAGUACUUUAGCCUCUCCACCUUCGACAACGUCGUUCGCGUUGCCAGCAUGGAGGCCCUACGUACUGCACCUUCGAAGCUGAAAGCGCUAACGCGCAUGCGCUGCCAAAUUUUCCAAACGUCGUACAACCCACAAAAUCUUCGAACGGGUGCAAAAUAUCUGCGAGCCCGGCUGCGUGGACCUUCGAUGGCCAACUACUAUCCAACGGUGGUUCAAGUGUCGAGUUUGGCGCGUCUUUAUCCAAAGAUGAACCUUGUGGACGAGCAAGAGGUGAUGAGGGUGGCCGACGUGCAGGAGAAGAAACGCAGAGGCAAAGGCACUCCCAAGAAGGCCAAGACGAAAGCGGACAGUCGCAGACAGGCCAAAAAGCGGUAGAUCCAGUCGUCAUCGUCAGCAUAUAUACAUUCCUCCGCGUUUGCUAUUCUACACCGAUACAUUACUUCAAGAAGUCAGUCAAGGCGCUGAGGCGUACUGUACAUACAAGCUCGGGGGCAAGACAUACAACAAAGUCCACGCAAAAUAUCAAUUCAUGAGAUCGCCCACAAAGUCGUUCCAGAUCGCCGCCUGCAUGUUCCCACCCGACUCUGGUGAACCGGUCGAGGAGCGGCGCUGUCCGGGCAUCGGGUUGACGUCCAGAGUCGGGACGGAGGAAUACGCGUCCAUGUUCGCUGUCCGGUAGUCGUACACGGGGAAGUAAGACGGGAAAGACAUGGCCUGGGAUGAGGUGUUGCCGUUGCUCAUGCCGUGGGACCGUUGGUGACCAUUAGUGUGGACAGCCAUGUUCUGGUGGAACACAGAGGACUGCGGCGACGAAGACGAAGACGUGUCCAUGGCUUGGUUCGCCGGUUGCGCCAGAUACGAACCAUUGGAUUCGGAGUGGUACGAAGAUGGCCCAGGAACUGUGGACAUGCCGUACAUGGAGACAGGGGAUAUGUCGACAUCUGCAUCAGGAUACGAGCCAUGCAUGGGCUGUUGGAAAGUGUUGAGAUAUUCCAGCACGGUGGGAUGCAUCUGCUCGUUGACUGAGGGUGAUAGCGGCAACGGUACAAUUGGAGUGUGGGAUGUCGGGGAGCGUUCGAGUAACAAUGGCGAAAGAGGCUCUUUCUUGGCGACUAACCGGGUCCUGCCACCCAGGGUCGACAGCUCGUCGUUUUCCUCUACUGUGGGCGUGCCAUCCGAUGACAUGUGCCGGUGCAGUAUCGGGGACACUUUACCCUUUCUGUGGUCUUCGAGACUGUGAUGGGCUUUCUCUUGAAGUCGAAGCAUAAUGUUCUAUAAUCAUUCGGGAAUGAGAAAUCAGGAGCAAAAACGUUCGCUCGGGACUAACGAGGACUUUGACAGCACGGAAGCCUCGGGCAGCUUUCGAGAAGAGCUCGCAUGCAGAAUCCAAUUGGAGCAAGGCCGAUGGGGCGAGACUCAUGGACGGGCAGCGGGUGACGAUGCUUCCCAGGAUAAUUGCACACGAAAACAUAUGCGUCCAGAGGAACCUGACAGACCAAUGAGGGGAGGAGUGGCAGCACAGUAGAAACCCAGCACAUACCAUAUCCGUUCACUCAGAUCUUUGAGCUGGCUGUGCAAGUUUCGCAGGAGGGCUAGCAGAGAUCCUGCGCUGCGGUACGCGGCAAUGACGGAGCUGCCGUAUGGACUGCCAAGUGGAUCAUUGGGGUGGUCGCUGAUAGCACGAGCGAAGAAACUGCGGUGAAGGUAUAAUAGGUCUGCCGCGUUUUGAGCUUCUUUUCGAUUCCGCUCCGCGAUGAAGGAACACGCACUGGUUUCUCUGAUCGCCAGCACAAUAUGCCGUUGCAAUGUAAGCAUGACUGUCUCCACAUACCCAGCACGUGGCUCGGAGCUGCCGAAUCCCGCGACUGCGCAUGCAUUCAGGGGCCCGCCGAGUCGACUCGUAGACCAGAUCUGGGUGCGUACCUUGCAGGACACUCGGCACCGGGAAAGCGCGGAGUUUCCGGUCCAGUUGGAGGACAGUAGCAUAGGUCGGAGUUUUAGCACCGAAUGCCUGAUCGUGGAGCAAGAUCAUGCAUUCUGAGCAGAACCUAUGUUUCCACGCGUAGACUGGAUGUAAAAACUCAGGCUCGCCAAGGCUGGGCAGUUUACAGUCAACAUGAGCCAUCGCGAAUGAGGUCGGCCGCCCGAAAGUGAGGCAUUGCCAGGAAUCAUAGGUGAAAAGCUGGGAAGCGGUCAGCAUCUGCCGAGGAUCUGCGGGUCAUUUUCAACGUGCCUCCCAGAAGAGUUCACGCCGCCGUUGAGUCUCGAUCGGAUCGACCUUCCACCGCCCACUAUCCCGAUCUACAGAUGCUGCUGUGAGCGAAAUAGACCCGUGCUUGAUGCAUUAUCGUCUUACGUAACCCGAUCUUUGGUCGCAUGAGCGGAAACGAAAAGAAACGAAAGAGAGACGUACGCUUUGAGCAACCUUGACAGCGAUGCCCAUAAUAGCCCAUCGAGCACCCGAGCCGGUGCCGUGACGGUCAGCUAAGAAAAGGUAAUAUGCCAUCAGGAACUGAGUUCCCCGUAAGUCAAGUUUCAAGGGUAAGCUCGG